Messenger RNA from Trematosphaeria pertusa, 1877 nucleotides. RefSeq lists its product as uncharacterized. The record is from RefSeq and is a predicted model, not a curated record. Lineage: Eukaryota; Fungi; Ascomycota; Dothideomycetes; Pleosporales; Trematosphaeriaceae. The coding region runs from base 17 to 1750 and encodes 577 amino acids. The transcript has a single exon.
AAGCGUCAAAACUACCAUGGCAUUCCUUCGACUUGACACAGAUAUCGUUCUCGAAAUCCUAGAAUACGUUGCCGACAACUACCCAGCUACGCUGAAAUCUCUCUCCCUAGUGAACAAAGCCCUGAACAAUGUCACCCAGUCAAUCAAGCACCGUAACAAACGGUACACUUUUGCGCACGUUUCCAACAAGGACAGAGUCGUUCGAAACACGGAGCUCAUCUGCGGAUGGAUGAGCGAUGCGCGCAUCGUCCGCGGGAUCCGAAAUCUUACCAUUGCUGGAAAUCCGGUAACCUCGGAUCCUCCAGUUACACCCACAGAGAUUGCACAUGUCGUAAAGCUCAUUACGAAAGUGGGCGGCCUCAAGCGUCUGGAUUGGAGAGCAUGGAUACCGAUCCCACUCGAGGUUCUGGAUGCUUUGCAUAUCCACCAGCGCAAGGCCGAGUUGCGCGUCAUUGCCUGGGUACGUGCAUCGCAGGAUCUGGGUCCAGAUGAUGAGGCAGAGCUCGCGCUCGCUCAUUCUCCGGCUUUAACGUACUUCCAUGCGAGCGUGGAGCAGAACUAUCGCUGGUCCAAUCAAGACACCAGAGAUGCAACUGUGCAUCGGAUCAUUGCAACCGCUCCGAAUCUCCAAACCGUCUACUUAAGGACGUCUGAGGGCGUGUGCUGCCAGCGUUGUCGGCGGGAGAAGUGGACGCCGCAGCAGGUACAGGCGGCAGCAGAUCUCAGCGAGACGUUUUACGAGGGAUUAAAGCGCAGCACUUCAAUUCGGCAAUUGACGGCUUACGGUGACCUCGACGACUUUGUAGAGGCUUACGAGCGACUUGUCGAUCUCACGAAGCUGGAGUGUGUGUCCUUCAAGUAUGCUCGCACGCACACUCCGGCUUUCUUCAACGAAGCGCCUGCUUUACUGCAAAAUAUAAAGCACCUGCAUCUCGAUCUACUAGUACGUAAGAAGGUACUUGAUGUGGAAGUACAGGAUACAAUCAACGCCGCCCUAUCUAGAUAUCUAACGCAAUCUUGUCCACGUCUCGAGGUAUUAGAUCUCUGGAGCAAACCUUCUUCAGUCCCCUUGUCCGGGAUCCUCACGCGCCACGGCUCGACGCUAGAGCACCUAAGCCUCCAUCACCGCGAGAAGCUCCGCGGACCUCCACGGCAAUCCCUCAGCACCGAAGAUAUCGCCCUUGUAAAGAAGUCCGCCACCAAGCUGAGCCAUUUAUCCUUCGACAUACAGCGCCGUAGCCCCUCCCUUGUCUCCGAUCUCGAGCACUACAAGCCGCUCUUCGCAGCCCUCUCUGAGCUCAAACUCCGCACCCUUACCAUACACAUGGACCUUGGUUUGGAGUUCCUUGGCUAUCUAGACUGGAAGGAACCCAUCAAAGGCUUCAAUCCGCGCUUUCUCCCGCCUUCGAACACCCGCGAGUGGGCCCCGGCUUCCAGAGAGCCUUAUGCCCCGGAAACAGAUGACACCAACAUCGCUGCCUUCGUGGAACCUGUAUGGCGCUCCGUGUUUGGGUGUCUAGAGGAGGGAGUGCAGAGGCAGCUAAAAGUCCAUUUCGAGGAGUGGGAUUACUGGUGGCGGAUCCAGGGCGGAAGGAGGGUGAACGUCAAGGACGAGACCUGCAUGAGGGCUUUGUGGGUUGCUGAGGGAGGAGCGAGGAAGGGGGAGGAUGUUAAGGUUGAGCAUGUUCGCUCGGUUUAUGGGAGAGGGAAUGAAUAUCGGGUGGCUCCUUAUACGGAAUUCAUAGGUUGAGCAUUGUUGCUGUUGAAGAAGGCGAUGUUAACAGCCGGAUCGAAAACCACAUCAUCAUUCUGCGCGGAAUUCAGCGAUGACUAUGCUGGUGCCAUGGCGCCUCCUUCAAGACCUGGGUGUUUGACAA